AUGGCCGAGUUCAUUCGCUCGCAGAUCCUAGGAACCACCUUCGAAACCACAAACAGAUAUGCGGACCUUCAACCGGUCGGACUUGGGGCCUUUGGGCUUGUCUGCUCCGCAAACGAUCUCAUCGCCCGCCAACCAGUGGCCAUCAAGAAGAUGAUGAAGCCCUUCUCGAACCCCACGAUCGCUAAGCGUACGUAUCGGGAAGUCAAGCUGCUCAAGCAUUUACGUCAUGAAAAUCUCAUUGGCCUGAGUGAUAUCUUCAUCUCCCCCUCCGAGGACGUGUACCUUGUCACAGAGCUUCUGGGGACCGAUCUGAAUCGACUCCUCACUUCCAAGCCCCUCGAUGGAAAGUUUGUACAGUACUUCACGUAUCAGCUUCUGCGGGGGCUGAAAUACAUUCAUUCGGCUGGGGUCAUUCAUCGGGAUCUCAAGCCUAGUAAUCUCCUGAUCAACGAGAACUGUGACUUGAAGAUCUGUGACUUCGGUCUGGCUCGAGUGCAAGAACCCCAGAUGACGGGCUAUGUGUCCACGAGAUACUACAGAGCGCCGGAGAUCAUGUUGACUUGGCAGAGAUACGGCAAGCAGGUCGACAUUUGGAGUGCCGGCUGCAUUGUUGCUGAGAUGCUGCGUGGAAAGCCCUUGUUCCCCGGAAAGGACCACAUCAACCAGUUCUUCCUGAUCACGGAAGCGUUGGGAAGCCCACCGGAUGAAGUGAUCCAGAGGAUCAGCACGAAGACAACCUUGCAAAUCGUCCAGUCACUGGGCAAACGCAAGCCUCCUGUGUGGGCAUCCCUAUUUCCCGGAGCCGAUGCGCAAGCCGUUGAUUUGCUCUCCAAAAUGCUCGUGAUCGAUCCCGACAAACGUAUAUCCGCUGAGGAGGCUUUAGAACAUCCAUACCUAGCUGUUUAUCACGACCCUAAUGAUGAACCGGUCGCAGAGACGAUGUUUGACUGGUCAUUCCAGGAUGCCGUCCAUUCUAUCGAUGAGUGGAAGAUCAUGAUAUACUCCGAGGUGGUUGAUUUCCACGACCUUGGACCAACGGGACAGCCCACUGUCGAUCCAGGCGCAUCUGCUGAUCUGGCAUUUGGUAUUGAUGGUGCAGCUGGUCUAGGCCCUCAGCCAGUUGAUGGCAUAUACCAGACUGCUGUCGACAAUAUCGACCAAGACAUCCUGCAAUACCUGCAGAUCUAG
This is a messenger RNA of Aspergillus aculeatus ATCC 16872, 1188 nucleotides long. It is a transcript of the gene mpkC, whose product is annotated as mitogen-activated protein kinase mpkC. The record is from RefSeq and is a predicted model, not a curated record. NCBI's taxonomy places the organism in Eukaryota, Fungi, Ascomycota, Eurotiomycetes, Eurotiales, Aspergillaceae. The coding region runs from base 1 to 1188 and encodes 395 amino acids. The transcript has 9 exons. Gene Ontology annotation, molecular function: ATP binding; MAP kinase activity. Gene Ontology annotation, cellular component: nucleus; cytoplasm. Gene Ontology annotation, biological process: osmosensory signaling pathway; stress-activated MAPK cascade; cellular response to oxidative stress.